AUGGAGCAAUCCAACCCUUCUUCAGAUUCUCAAUCCACCAGCAUCAAUUUAAUGACCCUUCCCUCGGAACUUCACAUCCAAAUAAGCACCUACCUUUCCUACCCCGACGCGCUAGCCCUAAAACACAGCAGUCGCCAUUUCUACUCGAUUGUCUACACAGGCGUGCGGCUAAAAGUUGACUGGCUCGUCGAAAGGUUCGAGCAUAAGCUCGAAUGCCCCAUGGAGAAGUGCUUGUUCAGUACGGACGAGUCCUUUUGCAAUAAACGCGUGCGCGGAAUUAUGGAGCGCCGUCGGUGGCAUCUUGAGUGUCGCCGGGUUAAGAAUGGCUGUCUGAUUGUCAAUGGCCAAACCUGUCAGACAAAUUUAAUGUCUGGUUGGUUCAAAGCGAGAGCACAGGGAAAUAGGAGAGCUGUCAAGGUGGUGGAGAGCUGGGGGCAUGAAGGUUCGUUCCCUGUUUAG
Penicillium vulpinum is the source of this 459-nucleotide messenger RNA. RefSeq lists its product as uncharacterized. Lineage: Eukaryota; Fungi; Ascomycota; Eurotiomycetes; Eurotiales; Aspergillaceae. The transcript has a single exon. Gene Ontology annotation, molecular function: protein binding. Bases 1 to 459 code for a protein of 152 amino acids. The record is from RefSeq and is a predicted model, not a curated record.